This is a messenger RNA of Cucurbita moschata (crookneck pumpkin), 1563 nucleotides long. Its product is annotated as diaminopimelate epimerase, chloroplastic-like. The transcript is spliced from 9 exons. Lineage: Eukaryota; Viridiplantae; Streptophyta; Magnoliopsida; Cucurbitales; Cucurbitaceae. Gene Ontology annotation, molecular function: diaminopimelate epimerase activity. Gene Ontology annotation, cellular component: cytoplasm; cytosol. The record is from RefSeq and is a predicted model, not a curated record. The coding region runs from base 57 to 1151 and encodes 364 amino acids.
UCCACUACAGCCACAACACUCCGGUUUGUCUGUUGCUUUGCUUCGGCUUUACAGCCAUGGCCAUGCCCGCCUCCAUUUCUCUUCCACUUACCUCUCCAUCUCCACGCUCUCUCGCCUCAAUUCCUUCUCUCCGAUCGUCUUUUUGCUCCCUUCUUCAACUGGAUUCCAUAGGAAAGAAUUCUGCUCGGAGAAGAAGCCCAAGGCUCUCUGUAUCCGUGACUUCCGCUGGCCUUCAUGUUACAGAGAAAGCGUCGUCGUUGUCUUUUCUGGAACGGAGAGAGAGUGGCUUCCUUCACUUUGUUAAGUACCACGGUCUCGGCAAUGACUUCAUCUUGGUUGAUAAUAGGGACUCCUCAAAGCCUAGGAUCACUCCGGAGCAAGCUGUGAAGUUAUGUGAUCGGAACUUUGGGAUCGGUGCUGACGGAGUUAUUUUUGCUAUGCCAGGCGUUAAUGGUACUGAUUAUACCAUGAGGAUAUUCAAUUCCGACGGUAGUGAACCGGAGAUGUGUGGUAAUGGAGUAAGAUGCUUUGCCAGAUUUAUUGCGGAGCUCGAGAAUUUACAGGGAAGGCAUAGUUUCACUGUUCAUACUGGAGCUGGUCUUAUUAUUCCAGAACUUCAGGAUGAUGGACAGGUAAAAGUAGACAUGGGUGAACCAAUUCUUAAAGCAUCAGAUGUGCCUACUCGAUUGGCACCAAAUGCAGAUGAAUCUGUUGUAAAGUCAGACAUAGAAGUAGAUGGAGUAACAUGGAGUGUGACCUGUGUCAGUAUGGGAAACCCCCAUUGCGUAACUUUUGGCAACAAAAUUGACCAGAAUCUGCAGGUGGAUGAAAUAAAUUUAGCUGCAAUUGGUCCAAAGUUUGAGCAUCAUGAGAUGUUUCCAGCACGAACAAAUACAGAAUUUGUGCAAGUCUUCUCCAAAUCACACCUUAAAAUGCGUGUUUGGGAGCGUGGGGCAGGCGCGACACUUGCUUGUGGAACUGGAGCCUGUGCAGUCGUUGUUGCAGCAGUUCUUGAGGGUCGUGCUGGGCGGAAUUGCACCGUUGAUCUACCUGGAGGACCAUUACAGAUAGAGUGGAAUGAGCAAAACAACCACGUAUACAUGACUGGACCAGCGGAAGUAGCGUUCUAUGGAUCGGUUCCCCUACAGUAAAAAUCAACGUUUGCUGGUUCUUGAUGCCUAUCACCGCCACAAAGUAUGAGCACAAAGCAAUCGUCAAAUUUUGGCUCCUUCAGCUCAUCUCUUGCGAUGAUCGAUAGGUACCAUUCAACCAAAGUAUGCACACAUUAUCUGUUCAUUAUGAAUUCUAGCCGAUUGUUAGGUGGAGAGGGAAGAUUAAUGAAAUUAGGCUCUUCUAACUUGAUUGAAAGCUAUAUUGUUUGAUUAGUCUCUUUGAAUUUAACAUAUUCCUAGUCUACUAUUUGCUCGUGUUCGAAUGCAAAUGAUUUCAGAAUAUGUCAAUAACGUAACAAACUAUGUUCAUAUUGACUAUUCAAUUAUUAUGUUGAUUAUAUUGAGCAUGGGAAGAUUCGAAACUGGUUUGGCCUCUUAGUUGAGGGUAUGA